CCUUGGCCCGAAGGCUCUAGCGGGGACCCACCGGCGGCGGCGGCGGCGGCGGCGCGGACUUUGGCCGUGCGGAGGACCGAGCGGGCUGUGCGUGAGCGGGCGGGCCGCAGCGAUGUUGGCUUUCGCGGCCAGGACGGUGCCCGGGCAAGUGGCUGUCUCUUGCUAGGUUCUGCUCACCCACUGGGUAGCACAGUUAGGCUUAGAGGUCCAGCCCAAGGCAGACAGACAGGGCUCAGAACUUCAGUCCUGCCAUGGAGGACGGGCAGCAGAAAGAGAAGGUGAAGCCCCUGGGCUUCCUCAAGCCCUCCUCCUUGAUGAAGGUCUCCAGCCGCUUCAAGGCACACCAGGAUUCACUGCCUCGACUGCCCGUGCCUGCGCUUCAGCAGUCCUUGGACCGCUACCUCAAGGCGCUGCAGCCCAUUGUGAGCGAGGAGGAGUGGGCCCAAACCAAGCAGCUGGUGGAAGAGUUUCAGACCUCGGGGGGUGUCGGGGAGCGGCUGCAGAAGGGGCUGGAGCGCAGGGCCAGGAAGACGGAGAACUGGCUGUCCGAAUGGUGGCUCAAAACAGCCUACCUCCAGUACCGCCAGCCCCUGGUCAUCUACUCCAGCCCUGCUGUGGCACUGCCCAAACAGGACUUUGUGGACCUGCAGGGACAGCUCCGGUUCGCUGCCAAAUUCAUCGAGGGCGUGUUGGAUUUCAAGGCCAUGGUUGACAACGAGACCCUGCCUGUGGAGUACCUGGGGGGUAAGCCGCUGUGCAUGAACCAGUACUAUCAGAUCCUGUCCUCCUGCCGUGUGCCGGGCCCCAAGCAGGACACGGUCAUCAGCUUCAGCAAGACCAAGAAGCCGCCCAUGCACAUCACUGUGGUGCACAACUACCAAUUUUUUGAGCUGGACGUGUACCACAGCGAUGGGACACCGCUGACAUCCGAUCAGAUCUUCAUGCAGCUGGAGAAGAUCUGGAACUCAUCGCUGCAGACCAACAAAGAGCCCGUGGGCAUCCUCACCUCCAACCACCGCAACUCCUGGGCGAAGGCAUACAACACCCUCAUCAAAGACAAGCUGAAUAGGGAGUCAGUACGUUCCAUCCAGAAGAGCAUCUUCACCUUGUGCCUGGACGCACCCAUGCCUCGGGUCUCAGACGACGUGUACCGCAGCCACGUGGCUGGCCAGAUGCUGCAUGGGGGUGGGGGCAGGCUCAACAGUGGCAACCGCUGGUUUGACAAGACGCUGCAGUUCAUUGUAGCAGAAGACGGCUCCUGUGGGCUUGUGUAUGAGCACGCAGCAGCGGAGGGGCCCCCCAUCAUUGCCCUCGUGGACCACGUCAUUGAGUUCACGAAGAAGCCUGAGCUUGUGCGGUCCCCCAUGGUACCCCUGCCCAUGCCCAAGAAGCUGCGGUUCAACAUCACACCCGAGAUUAAGAGUGACAUUGAAAAGGCAAAGCAGAAUCUCAGCAUCAUGAUCCAGGACCUGGACAUCAUGGUGAUGGUGUUCCACCACUUUGGGAAAGACUUCCCCAAGUCAGAGAAGCUGAGCCCAGAUGCCUUCGUCCAGAUGGCCCUACAGCUGGCCUACUACAGGAUCUACAAACAGGCAUGCGCCACAUAUGAGAGUGCCUCUUUGCGCAUGUUUCACUUGGGCCGCACCGACACCAUCCGCUCCGCCUCCAUGGACUCGCUGACCUUCGUCAAAGCCAUGGAUGACCCCAGUGUGUCGGAGCACCAGAAGGUGGAGCUGCUGCGGAAGGCGGUGCAAGCCCACCGAGCCUACGCUGACCAGGCCAUCCGAGGGGAGGCCUUCGACCGGCACCUGCUUGGUCUGAAGAUGCAGGCCAUUGAGGACCUGGUGAGCAUGCCUGACAUCUUCAUGGACACCUCUUACGCCAUUGCUAUGCACUUCAACCUCUCCACCAGCCAGGUCCCUGCCAAGACAGAUUGCGUCAUGUUCUUUGGGCCCGUGGUCCCAGACGGCUAUGGCGUGUGCUACAACCCCAUGGAGACGCACAUCAACUUCUCUGUGUCAGCCUACAACAGCUGUGCCGAGACCAAUGCAGCCCGCCUGGCGCACUACCUGGAGAAGGCACUCCUGGACAUGCGCGCUCUGCUGCAGAGUCACCCUCGGGCCAAGCUGUGAGCCACCUCCCAUGCUCAGGCCUGCCAGUGUCACAGCCAAGCCACCCAAGGGGAUGGGCCACCCACCAGACUUCUACUCCUUUACUCCCUCCCCCACCUGGAGCCUGCAGAUCUGACUGAUAUGGGGAGGCAUCCCCCAGCAGGGCCUGCAGGCCUGAGCCAGUGCCUUCCAUCGGUCAGCCUCAGCACUGCUGGGGCCCGAGUCCUGGGCUGAGUUCAGAGGCUGAGUAAGGCAUCAGGUCCAGGCACCCAGCGCGUCACCUGUGAGCCCUCCUACAGGGAAAGGAACCAGAGGAGCCCCUCCCUUGCCAGGGCAACAGACUGGGAAGUCCUUUUCUGGCUAGCUCAGUCCACUGCCUCCUGUGCUGCUGGGCUGGUGUCUGUACCCCGAUACCCAGGCUCCCGAGGAACUAGACACAGGACUACCUAGAGCCAGGGGCUCCAGGCCGCCCCCCAAGGCCAGGGUGUGAGGUGUACCGGUAAGGGAAACUCAAGACCUUGAUCCAGCCCACCUCACAUGGCGGAACCAUCUUUCCUGGGGGCUGCUACGUUUUUGUGGAUGAUGUGGCCCAAAGGCCCCAACUUGCUCGCUUCUACUCAGCUUGAUUCCUGAACCAUGUUCAAGGUUAUAUAACAGUAACGUGCAAGGUGAUUAAUAAAGGAGAAAUUUGUCAGUGAA
This is a messenger RNA of Canis lupus familiaris (dog), 2810 nucleotides long. It is a transcript of the gene CRAT, whose product is annotated as carnitine O-acetyltransferase. The coding region runs from base 252 to 2132 and encodes 626 amino acids. The transcript has 15 exons. The record is from RefSeq and is a predicted model, not a curated record. Gene Ontology annotation, cellular component: peroxisome. Gene Ontology annotation, molecular function: carnitine O-acetyltransferase activity. Gene Ontology annotation, biological process: carnitine metabolic process, CoA-linked. NCBI's taxonomy places the organism in Eukaryota, Metazoa, Chordata, Mammalia, Carnivora, Canidae.